GGCGAGGAUGUAUGUAUGUAGCUUGAUACCGUAACAUGUUAGGCCUUACCAGGGACGUAGCUUUCUACGGGUGGCGAAGGGAUUCGAUUCAACCGAUAAACGAAGAGCCAUAUGCGUAAUUAUUACCUGUAACAGAAGCACAAAGAGGGAAUAAAAAGGAAUGGGGAGCACAGCUGAGAGCACCUUGUUGUGAUACAGUAGAUCUACGGCACAAGCACAAUCACACCAGCCACAGAGAGCGAACAAGUUCAAACAACAUUGCAAGGACACGGUACCGUGCUAUUUACCUGGCUAUCAUAGCUGUUACGACUGUACAAGAGGGACGCUCAGGCACAAUUUCUCGCAAUCUCACCUUAGAUGAAACAAAGAGCCAAACAACAACCAUAAAAAACACAGCCGAACAAAAUGGACGCCAAACGAACGGAACGCCUGGGGUUGACGCCCCUCGGACGAGGGAUGUGGCCUCUGCGUUAUCGAGUAGAUGCCAUCCCUCUCUUUGUUGGUUUGUCAUGUCUUGCCGCGAACUCCUACAUCCUUCUGCAAUGGCCACUGCUGUCUAUUGGAGACCGGAUCCUUUCUUUGUUGGUCAUGGGCAUUGUCUUGAGAAUGAUCAAUGUCAUCCAUCACAACCACAUUCAUGUCCCCGUCUUCCAAAGCGACGUGCUCAAUUGGCUUCUGAACAUUGGAUUCGGAAUGGUCGAUGCGAUUGCCCCCCUUACCUUUCGAAUCAAACAUUGCAAAAACCACCAUUCAUACCAUCACGCACCUGAAGACUGGAACAGUCCCUACAUCUUUGAGGGGGGCUCGUUCCCAGAUAAGCCCGUUCAUCCUCUGUAUUAUCUAUUCACCUUCGAGAUCAUGGCACAAGCUAAUUCACUCAUUGAAUGUACCAAGAUGGGACCAAAAGUUCUUGGACGCCUCAUCGUUGAGCAGUAUCUUUGGACGUAUGGGCACGGCUUUGUCCUGUAUGGAUUGGGCUACAUUGACUUUGUGCCGAUGCUUCUUAUCCUUUUCAGCCACCGACUGUCAGCUGUGGUUCUGGCGUUUGCCAACAUCAUUCAUCACGGCGGGCGCAACGGACGAGACCGGAAUGACAUUGCCAACACUGAUUUGAGUUUGAGUGGCACUGCCAUUCACUUCAAUGUUGGCUAUCACGCCGCCCAUCACUUGGACGCAAGAGUUCACUGGGCCCAGCUACCAGAGUAUCAUGAAAAAUUUGUCGUCCCCAAUUAUCCAAAGGCCAUCCACGGAGAUGAAACAUCCAAGAACCGACGACUCUAUCUGCAGUUGUUUGAGGAUUACCAUCUAAUGUCUGUGUGUGUCUGGUUCUUGGCCAAAGCAAUUAACUGGUGCACCUAUGCUAGUAGAGUUGAUGGCUUUGAGUUUGCUGCAAAUGCUUCCGCUGCUGGUCUUGAACUGUAAAGAUGUGUGUUUAUUAUAUGUCCUAUGCAUGGUUUCUGCAUGAGUCCAAGGCUUCGUGGGCUGGUGUUGCGAUGUCGAUGUACCUGGUACCAGGUAGCAAGCCUACACUAGAAGUAGUAAUCAAACUAAAUUCCCUCUCCUUGGCGAC
Messenger RNA from Seminavis robusta, 1570 nucleotides. NCBI's taxonomy places the organism in Eukaryota, Bacillariophyta, Bacillariophyceae, Naviculales, Naviculaceae. The record is from the annotation of a GenBank genome assembly.